Molecule: messenger RNA, 3341 nt
Organism: Hirundo rustica (Barn swallow)
Lineage: Eukaryota; Metazoa; Chordata; Aves; Passeriformes; Hirundinidae
Gene: CMAS
Product: cytidine monophosphate N-acetylneuraminic acid synthetase
Exons: 8
Coding region: 64-1350 (428 amino acids)
Molecular function (GO): N-acylneuraminate cytidylyltransferase activity
Source: RefSeq, a predicted model, not a curated record
UUCGCGCGCGUGGCAGGGCGCGGUGGGAGAGGAGCGGAGCGGGACAGGAACAGAGACACGGCCAUGGAUGCGGGCGAGGGGCGGCCGCAGCUCCACCUGGCCGCGCUGGUGCUGGCGCGGGGCGGCAGCAAGGGGAUCCCGCUGAAGAACAUCAAGCUGCUGGCGGGGGUGCCGCUCAUCGGCUGGGUGCUGCGCGCCGCCAUCGACGCCGGCGUCUUCCACAGCAUAUGGGUUUCCACAGACCACGAUGAGAUCGAGAAGGUUGCAAAGCAGUUUGGUGCUCAGGUCCAUCGCAGGAGCCCUGAAGUCUCUCAAGACUCCUCAACUUCUCUAGAAGCCAUCACAGAGUUUCUCAAUCAUCAUCAGGAGGUUGAUAUCGUAGGAAAUAUUCAAGCAACAUCUCCCUGUUUACAUCCCAGUGACCUUAUAAAAGUGGCAGAUCUGAUCCAGAAGGAGGGGUUUGAUUCUGUCUUCUCUGUUGUGAGGCGGCAUCAAUUCAGAUGGAGCGAGGUAAAAAAAGGAGAAAACAAGAUGACAGAACCGCAAAACCUGAAUCCAGCAAAGCGGUACCGGAGGCAAGACUGGCCUGGGGAGCUCUAUGAAAAUGGCUCAUUUUAUUUUGCCAAGAGACAUCUGAUUGAGAAGGGCUACUUGCAGGGUGGUAAAAUGGCUUACUAUGAAAUGCGUGCAGAGCACAGUGUGGACAUUGACAUAGACAUUGACUGGCCUAUUGCAGAGCAGAGGGUGUUGAGCUUUGGAUAUUUUGGCAAAGAGCCACUGAAAGAGGUGAAGCUCUUGGUUUGCAGUAUUGAUGGAUGCCUGACCAAUGGUCGCAUUUAUGUGACAGAAGAUCACAAGGAAAUGGUCUCCUACGAUUACAGAGAUAUUGUUGGCAUUGAUCUGUUAAAGAAAAGAGGAAUCCAGGUUCGACUCAUCUCUGACAGAGAUUGUUCAAAAACACUGUCAGCCAUGCAGCUGGGAUGUGCAGCAAAAGUCAAUGUAACAAAUAAACUACAGGUUCUGAAGGAUUGGCAGGAAGACAUGGGUUUGAGCUGGAAAGAGGUGGCUUACUUAGGAAAUGAGGAGUCUGACGUGGAGUGCCUGAAGCAGGCAGGCAUGAGUGGCGUGCCUGCUGAUGCCUGUGCCGCCGCUCAGAAGGCUGCUGGUUACAUCUGUAAGAGCCCAGGGGGCUGUGGAGCUGUGCGGGAGUUUGCAGAACACAUAUUCCUGCUCUUAGAGAAAGUGAACUCUGCAAGGAAGCAACGGGAGGAAAUCAGCUCAGCAGGGAAGGAAAUGGGGAGAAAUGAGAACAGCAGGAAAGGAAACAAAGAACUGAUGGAAAAAGAGUAACGCUGUUGGGCAAUCCUGCUUUUCUUCCUCAGUACAUCCAUAUCCCAAAGGAAUGCUUACCUUUCAAGUUUUACAGCACAGUAAAGAGUGUCUCCCUUUAAUUCAUGAUUAUAUGCUGAAAACAUGAUCAUAUCCGUGAUGAUUUUUAAAGCCAUUUAAAUGUAGCAAUGGGAGGAAUGCUACAAGAGAGUGCCCUGUAAAUCUACUCCUAAUCAUCACGCCUAUCCUACAGGAAUGAUGGAUCUUUAUGUCGUAAUCUGAAUGUUUCCAGGGAUCCAUGAUUUUGCAUGACUUGAAGAUUUGUAAUUCAGGCUUAAAAAACCCCAGAAUUUUGUCAGUUUUGCUCAUGUGGUUUGCAUUUCUUUUGUCAACUGCAGGGUGUUGUGGUUGUGUGAUUGCAUUUUACAGGCUUUGUCCUUAGCAAGGAAGAGUUUUAACAUAUGCUGGAGAGGUCAGGUGUGUAAAAUACUAUCAAUAAAACCUCCCCUUCUGUUAUUAAAACAGUUUUACUGUAAAACAAGUUAAUAUUUGUUUAAAAAAGCCCUUUCGCUUUUUUUAAUGUGUUCCGUUUUAAGCUCAUAAAUAAUUAGAUCGCAUUUGGAAUUGUGCCUCUUGGAAUCUGUUUAUUUUGGGUUUUUUUGAAGGGCCUAAAUUAAUAUUCUGCCAGUUUUGGAGUUAAAUUUCCCAUUGUUUUUGAGAUCUUUGCAGAAACUCCGUUUCUUUCUCUGAAGACUUUAUUGCAACCUCAAAUGAGUUAAAGCCAAAUAAAAGUCUUUAAGUUUAUUGUAUGGAGAAGUAGCUGCUGUUUAAAAAAAACCAACAAAACAAACCAUGGUUACUGUGGGUUUUUUGUAUAAAAUUCAUAUACAGACUACUUUUAGCAUGUUAAAGCUGGUUUAUAUGCUUGUAUUUUUUUGAAAAUAGGAUUUGUAUUGUACAUUAAAAAUACAAUAGUAUACAUCAGAGUCAAGUUCUCGUUUGGGUUAUGCUAAAAAUAAAAAUAUUCAUGAUACACAGGCAAUUACAAAUGAGGUGAAUGUUAAUGGCUUGUCAUUUUAUUUUGUUUCUCUGCUAAAUAUUGUAUGGUAUAAAUAGUUAUACUCCCAGUAUAUCACCUGAUAUAUUGGCCUCUGAUAAACUUUGUGUUUACUUCCUUUCACAAAGCAAAAUGUUGAACUGAAAUUAUUUACUUCCUAUCUACAAUUAGCAGAUAAAUUGUUUACUGUACUAAUCAGCUCUAAGUCACCUAAGUUUUAGUGACUCCUUUCAGUCACAUCUUAGGGUUCUCUGAUGGAUAAAUCCCAUGGACUUUGACAAGUGGAGAGCUGCAUUUUGGACAUCAGCAUUUUCACUUCAAUGAAUUCUUGUUUAGAAGAACAUGGUAUAAUUUUACAUUGGGAAGAAUAUGAAGGAUAAAAGAGCUCUAGAGACUGUUUACCAAAAAAAGAUAUGGGAUAUGCAGUAUCUGCUGCCUGGAAGGUUCAGAUUUUUAUUGCCCACUCUAGCGGAAAGCCUAAUUAUAGAGUAGGAAGAGGGAUGCCUUAAUUAUUUUUGAUUUUGUAGAAGAGCCUCAAUCGUAUGAAGGAUUUAGGGGUCAUAGAGGCAGAGACAGUGAGGGUAGCUGUCACCUUAGAGGUGAAAUCCCAAGUCCCAGGAAAGGUUAGAGUAUUUUUCCAAGCCCUUUUCCAGUACAUGUGAACUACACCUGCCUUUGAUCAGAUGGGUAUUACUCAUUCAGAGUAGUUUUUAAUGGUCAGUUUUGUUAUUCUGGGCUAAUAUAGAGAUCAUGGCCAUGUUGAGUACUUGUGUUUUGUGGGGGUUUUUUUGUUUGUUUGGGGUUUUUUGUUUGUUUGGUUUGUUUUGUUUUGUUAACCUAGGAUAUUUCAAAGAAGAUCUUGGGUAAUGUGGGCUGUACUGUCAUGAUUAUGUGAAAUGGAAAAAAAAGAGGAAAUUAUGUAAAUAAUUAUUUGUAAUAAGCUAUUAUGAAAAAA